AGUUCAUGUGGGUGCCUUUGGGCACAGCUCCCAGCACCUCUGCGCUGGGGACCCACCGGGACAGGGGCUGAGGCGAGUGUGUGGGUCCCACCGCAGAGGACGAGGGUCUGGGCACGAGCGGGCAAAUCCCUGCGGGCGCAGACCUUGUCCCUGGGCCCGCGGCCAAUCCCCGCGGGCUGCCGGGAGGCCCCGGCCGUGUCCAAGCAGGAAUCUGGGUCAGCGGGAGCGUAAACAGGCUCCUUGGCCGGGCGCGGGGAGCUCCUGUUUGCUCGCGGCGCUGCCAAGCGCGCUCCUCGGCGCGAUCCUUGAACUCUACGCGCCACAUCGGCCGCGCCGGGGAGCGGUUUCUUGGGCUGCAGCGCUGCUUAUCUCCGCCGGGAACGGCCCCUCCGGCAUAAAUAGCGGCCGUGGGGAAGCGCGGCUCAGACGGGACGAGCAGCAGCACGGCAGCGGCGGGACAGAGCUGGUUCAGCGCCAAGAUGAGAGCUGUGGUGGUGGCCCUCGCCCUGCUCUGCCUGACGGGCACCCAGGCCCGCUCCUUCUGGCAGCGUGAUGAGCCCCAGGCGCCCCUGGACCGCCUCAAGGACAUGGUGGACGUGUACCUGGAGACCGUGAAGACCAGCGGCAAGGAUGCCAUCGCCCAGUUUGAGUCCUCGGCCGUGGGCAAGCAGCUGGACCUGAAGCUGACCGACAACCUGGACACGCUGGGCGCAGCCGCCGCCAAGCUGCGGGAGGACAUGGCCCCCUACUACAAGGAGGUGCGGGAGAUGUGGCUGAAGGACACGGAGGCGCUGCGCCAGGAGCUGACCAAGGACCUGGAGGAGGUGAAGGAGAAGAUCCGGCCCUUCCUGGACCAGUUCUCUGCCAAGUGGACGGAGGAGCUGGAGCAGUACCGCCAGCGCCUGGCGCCCGUGGCGCAGGAGCUGAAGGAGCUCACCAAGCAGAAGGUGGAGCUGAUGCAGGAGAAGCUGACCCCGGUGGCUGAGGAGGCGCGGGACCGCCUGCGCGGGCACGUGGAGGAGCUGCGCAAGAACCUGGCGCCCUACAGCGAUGAGCUGCGGCAGAAGCUGAGCCAGAAGCUGGAGGAGAUCCGGGAGAAGGGCAUCCCCCAGGCCGCCGAGUACCAGGCCAAGGUGGUGGAGCAGCUCAGCAACCUGCGCGAGAAGGUGACGCCGCUGGUGCAGGACUUCAAGGAGCGCCUCACCCCCUACGCCGAGAACCUCAAGGCUCGCUUCAUCACCCUCCUGGAUGACCUCCAGAAGAGCGUGGCCUGAGCCGCUGGCCAGGACUGACCCUGCCCCGCUCCCUGCCCUGCCCGGUGCUUCCCUUGGGGCUCUGG
Messenger RNA from Strigops habroptila (Kakapo), 1339 nucleotides. RefSeq names its product apolipoprotein A1 (gene APOA1). Gene Ontology annotation, biological process: lipoprotein metabolic process; lipid transport. Lineage: Eukaryota; Metazoa; Chordata; Aves; Psittaciformes; Psittacidae. The transcript has 4 exons. The coding region runs from base 480 to 1274 and encodes 264 amino acids. Gene Ontology annotation, molecular function: lipid binding; high-density lipoprotein particle receptor binding. Gene Ontology annotation, cellular component: extracellular region. The record is from RefSeq and is a predicted model, not a curated record.